Messenger RNA from Talaromyces proteolyticus, 1455 nucleotides. RefSeq lists its product as uncharacterized. The transcript has a single exon. Bases 1 to 1455 code for a protein of 484 amino acids. The record is from RefSeq and is a predicted model, not a curated record. Lineage: Eukaryota; Fungi; Ascomycota; Eurotiomycetes; Eurotiales; Trichocomaceae.
AUGGAGAAUCUAGCAGCGUUCCUUCGUAUGGUGCAGACUGAGGCGGACCAUACGAACGAAGCCAAUGCCAACGCCUUCGCCCAGGCCCUAGCCAGGUUCGAAGCUCUUCGCAACGAACUGAGCAGCGUCAAUGAAGCCCAGGAGACUUUGAAUGGAAUCUCCAACCUGCUGCAUAACGACAAUAUGCGGCCUGAAGACAUCUACAACAGCGAGGACGAUCCUACCACUGUCUGGAUCAAAGAGGGUCUGUAUCGAACUAUCCAAAACGUCUCCUGGCGUCGAAUGCAGCGAGCCACUGUUGCCCUUCGGAAACUCGACAUCAAUGAGCCCCAGUGGAUACAGCGUCUUGAGCGGCUUCAGAACACCAAAAAGCUCGAAGAUUGCCAGUGGAUGCUCCAGAAGUCGAUCAGACGGUACGAACGGGCGCUGCGAAAGCUUAACGAAGUCGAGCUGGAGCUCAACAUGGCAACCACGGAAGCUCCGCUCAUCCAGGCAGACGCGAUACCAGCAAGAACAGUCUGGAAUUUCCACAUCCAGGACCGGACUCCACAGCACCAGCAGCCUCAGCAUCAGCCAGGGGUAUCGCAGCUCGCCUGGAGCUGGAUUCAGGAGGAAGAUCCAGUUGAAUUCUCUCCGGAGAAUCCAGGUCCCCUGCCUGCCCUUCCUGACGUAUUUGAUGUAUUCAUCAACGCUGGAGGUUCCUUCGUUUUUCAGUUUCGUGACGAAGACGGACUCUGCAAGGCACGAAUCACCGACACGAAAGGCAACGUUGUUCGGUACGGACAAGCCUUCUACUUUCUAAAGAAGCCUUACCGAAUGUUCCUCUACGAAGGAAUCUCCAAAGAGGUUCGUGUCACAAUUCCCCCUGAGAUUACGGCCUUCGACGAUACUCUCCUACGACGCUAUCGCUCCAUGACAAUUGGGCUGGUGGCAGACCGCUCAGGGCCGACUUGGAAUUCCCAGACUCGAGCCGUCCGAACUGCAGGCCGCCCAGCGAAACUCCAAAUUCGCUACUAUCCAUCAGAUGCGGAAACUCCAACUAGUUUCAUCGUCUCCCACUCCAAUCAAGGAAUCUCCCGCGAUAAUGUCGUCACUGGCCAUACUCUCACACGUGAGUUCGAGGAGAAUAUGAAGGAAGAGCUCACUGAGAUCUGGAAUGCCCAGUACACUGCAUACAAGGACGACUGGCAGAAAGCCUUUGAGAUUUGGUGUGAAAAAAGGGCCGAAUGGGAGUGGACUUUCUUCGUUCGCGCUCGUGAGGUAUGGUGGAAAAUCCUGUGGCCGCACGAUCUUACUAUUCAUGAUCUUCGCACUGUCACUAAGUCUCAGGCCUUGAUUCCUUGGGACGAUCCGGAUCCUACGGAUGCCUAUUCCUUCAACGCCAACGGCAGCCGACGUUUUAUAGAGAUUCGGAUGGCUGAUGCUGAAGACAAUCUCGCUGACGGCGACGACUAG